CUCCUACUGAAGUCUUCACGAUCUAGAUCUAUCGUCACCCAUUUCUUUCAGCUAGUCUCUCUAAUCUCACUAAAUCUACUUUGCCAAAAAAAAAAAAUCUCACUAAAUCUACACUUCUCGAUCUCAGUCUCGUCCUUGCUUGCUUCUCGAUCUUGUUAUAUUUUCUGUUCAAGUACUGCUGCUACGCGAUUCCCAUAUUUGAAGACUGAACCGCAAGUCCAAAUUGACCCCAAACUCAGGACAGUAGGGUCAAUUGGAAAUGAGCACAGAGAGUUCUUCACCUCCUCGGUGGCAAUAUGAUGUCUUUUUGAGUUUUAGAGGCGAGGAUACUCGAAAGGCUUUUACAGACCAUUUAUACACUGCAUUGGAUCAUCACGGAAUCAUAACUUUCAGGGAUGAUCCUGAGCUUCACAAAGGGCAAGCGAUUUCUCCAGCACUUUUUGCUGCAAUUAAAGAAUCAAGAUUUGCUCUCAUUGUUCUCUCACAAAAUUAUGCAUCGUCAACAUGGUGCUUGGAUGAACUUGUAACAAUUCUUGAAUGUAUGAAAGAAAGAGAAACGGUGCUGCCAAUUUUCUAUGAUGUCGAUCCCUCUGAUGUACGAAAGCAAACAGGGAGCUUUAGAGAAGCCUUCACUAAUCAUGAAGAAAGGUUUCGGGAUGGCAUAGAGAAAGUGCGAAGGUGGAGAUAUGCUCUAACAGAAGUGGCAAGUCUCUCUGGGUGGAAUUCAAAGGAAUGGUAUGAAUCAAAGCUCAUUAGAGACAUUGUUGAAGAUAUAUGUAAAAGAUUGCAACCUACAUCAUACAGUUAUGCAGAAAAUCUAGUUGGAAUUUACUCAAGAUUGCAUCCAGUUAAUUUGCUUUUAGACGUAGGGGUGGAUGACGUCCGCUUCAUUGGGAUAUGGGGAAUGGGCGGGAUUGGUAAGACAACUAUGGUAAGAGCGGUGUAUGAGAGAAUCUCUCAUGAAUUUGAAGUUAGCUUCCGUCUUACCGAUGUUAGAGACUCCGUUGAAAGAAGUGGUCUCCUAAAUCUACAAAAGCAACUUCUCUCUGGGAUUUGGACAAAAAUGGCUGACAUAUCAGACCUUCAUGAAGGAGCCACCAUAAUGAGGAGGUUGUUAGGUCACAAAAAGGUUCUUCUCAUUCUUGAUGAUGUGAACCAUUCAAGCCAUUUGAAAUUUUUGGCAGGAAGUGAAGAGUGGUUUGGUUCAGGGAGUAGAGUUCUCAUCACAACUAGAAAUGAGCGUUUAUUGAUCGAACAUGGAGUGGAGAGAAGAUUGAAGGUUGAGGAAUUUAAUGAUGUGGAUUCUCUUCAGCUUUUCAGCCAGAAAGCAUUCAAAAAAGGUUACCCUGAAGAAGAUUUUCUUGAUUUGUCUAAAUCUUUCAUAAAUUAUGCCAAAGGUCUCCCUUUAGCUCUUGAAGUACUGGGCUCGUUUUUGCAUGGAAGAGAUCAAAGUGAAUGGAACAGUGCAUUGAGAAAACUAGGAAGAGUCUGUAACUUGGAAAUUUUUGACAUACUUAAAACAAGUUAUGAUGGUCUAGAUGAUGAAGAAAAGACAAUAUUCCUAGACAUUUCAUGCUUCUUUUGCGGAAAGACAAAAGACCGAGUAACAGAGAUACUGAUCAGUUGCGAUGUUUCUGCAAUUAUUGGAAUAAAAGUUCUUACCGAAAGAUCUCUCUUGACUGUUUCACAUGGAAGACUAUGGAUGCACGAUUUGAUCCAAAAAAUGGGUCGGGAAAUUGUCCGUCGGCAAUCUACUAAUGAGCCAGGCAGGCGCAGUAGGUUAUGGCAAGCUGAAGACGUCAAACAUGUCUUGACCAACAAUACUGGAACAGAAGCAAUGGAAGGCAUUGUUCUGGACUCAAUUGAGCUUGGAGUAAAGGUGAGGGUGAAUGCUAAAUCCUUUUCGAUGAUGAACAGAUUGAGAUAUCUUGUCAUUAAGAAUGGGAACCUACCGAAUGGGCUAGAAUGUCUUCCUAAUAGUUUGCGGAUUCUUAAUUGGACCGGGUAUCCCUUGAAAUCUCUCCCAUCGGAUUUCAACCCUGAGAAGCUACUCGAACUUAACAUGUGCCAUAGUUGCAUUGAACAUUUUCCGUUGGAAAUAGAGAGUUUAUACAAUUUGAAAACCGUUAAACUCAGCAACUCUUUGAAUCUUGUCAACACCCCAAACUUUAAAGGUAUGCCACAUCUUGAGCUUCUGUUUCUGGAAGGUUGUACACGAUUGUAUGAGGUUGACCCAGGGAUUGAAGUGCUUGAAAAACUUACUGUGCUGAACUUGAAAGAUUGCAAGAAUCUAGUGCAUUUUGCAAGCAGUGUAAGUGGCUUAAAAUCUCUCAAAGUUCUUAAUCUUUCUGGUUGCUCAAAGCUUAAGAAACUACCGAAUGACAUGGGUCAUUUAGAAAGUUUGGAGGAGCUUCAUGUGAAUGGCACCAGCAUAAGAGAACUACCUUCUUCUAUUGGAAGGCUUGAAAGACUUCUUCUGCUGGAAAUGGAAGAUUGCAAAGAUCUCAUGUGUCUUCCAAUAAGUGUAGGUGGCCUAAAAUCUCUCAAAAUUGUUAAUAUUUCUGGUUGCUCAAAGCUUAACAACUUGCCAGAGGAGUUGGGCCGUCUAGCGUGUUUGGAAGAGGUUUAUGCAAGUGGAACUUCUAUACAAGAACUACCUUGCUCAAUUGGCAUGCUUGAAGGACUUGUUUCUAUGUCCUUGAGAGAUUGCAAACAUCUUGUGUGUCUUCCAAGCAGUGUAGGUGGCUUAAAAUCUCUCAAAGUUGUUAAUAUUUCUGGUUGCUCAAAGCUUGACAAAUUGCCAAAGGAGCUGGGCCAUAUAGUGUGUUUGGAAAAGGUUGAUGCGAGUGGGACUUCUAUACGAGAACUGCCUUGCUCAAUUGGCAUGCUUGAAGGACUUGUUUCUAUGUCCUUGAGAGAUUGCAAACAUCUUGUGUGUCUUCCAAGCAGUGUAGGUGGCUUAAAAUCUCUGAAAUAUCUCAAUCUUUCUGGUUGCUCAAAGCUUGAUAAAUUGCCAGAUGAGUUCGGUCUUGUUGCCUGUUUGGAGAAGCUUGAUGUGAGUGGAAGUGGCAUGAGAGAAGUGCCCUCCUUUAUUGGUCUUUUGAAAAACCUCAAACAAUUAUCUCUUGCUGGAUGUAAAGGGCAAUCACCUAAAUCAUGGAAUAUGAUGUUCAAAUCUUUUCAGUUAUUUCGAAAAAGAAGUCACAUCCCGGCAGGAUUGUCAUUGGCUAGUUUGUCUGGUUUGCAUUCAUUAACCAAACUGGAUCUAAGUGACUGCAAUCUUUCUGAAAUCCCCAAUGAUUUUGGAUGCUUGUCCUCGUUAACAGUGUUAGAUUUGGGCGAAAAUCAAUUUGUUAGACUACCUGAGAGCAUCAGGCAACUCUCUAGACUUGAAUGUCUUCACUUGGAUUCGUGCUGCAAGCUUCAGUCAUUGCCAGAGCUUCCAACUUGUUCAUGUGUAUGCCUCAGCAACUGCAUUUCAUUAGACACAUUAUCCAAUCAAAUAGAGAAAUUGAUGAGUGUUAACCGUUUCAAAAUGGUGGAGAAUGAAAGCUGGAAAAGUCCAGCACUUUCAUUGCUAACACGCUACCUUAAGUUUCCACAUUCAGUACAUUCUAAACCUCAUUUAUUUAGCCUUAUUGCUCCUGGAAAUGAAAUACCAGAGUGGUACAAUCACCAAAGUGUGGGGUAUUCGAUAACUGUAGAGCUGCAUCCAGGUUGGUUUAGUAACAAGUGGAAGGGAUUUGCCUGGUGUGUCGUGUAUAGACUCCUCAAACCACUGCCUUUGGCUGAGUUUGGCUUGCAUUGCUCAUUGACGGCCAAUGGAGAAUUCAUCGGUCGCUGUGGUCUACGGUUUACGGGAAAGUUGAAUAUAUAUGUGUUGGAUCACAUUUGGUUCUUCUGUGGGCACCGUGAUGGUGAUGAUUAUAACUUUGACUAUGAGUGGCAAGAUAUCUACUAUCAGCUUGAAUUCUCAUUUACAUCUAGCUUCCACGUGGGGGGAGAAAUGGAUGAGCAAAUUGUGCGAGUGAAGAAGUGUGGGGUCCAUAUGGUGUAUGAGGAAGAUGCAGCAUCUAGUAGUACUGCAACUGGUGCAGGUCAGGAAGAGGAAGAAGAACCUCAUCCAAAAAGAUUUAAAAGACUUGAGCUUGACGGGGCAGGACCUAGUGACCAGAAAAGUGGUUAAUGCAUUUUUUUUAUUUUCUGUGAAAAUGAAUUGAAUUCUUGUCUUUUUUUUUUUUUUUUUUUGUUAGCUUAGUGAUUAGGGCAUCCACUACCUAUAUACGAAGUCAUGAACCCUUUGAUUCUCUUUAAAAUAAAAAAAAUAAAAAAAAAUAAAAAAUUGAAUUCUUGUC
Rosa rugosa (rugosa rose) is the source of this 4355-nucleotide messenger RNA. RefSeq names its product TMV resistance protein N-like. The record is from RefSeq and is a predicted model, not a curated record. Gene Ontology annotation, molecular function: protein binding; ADP binding. Lineage: Eukaryota; Viridiplantae; Streptophyta; Magnoliopsida; Rosales; Rosaceae. The transcript is spliced from 5 exons. Bases 260 to 4186 code for a protein of 1308 amino acids. Gene Ontology annotation, biological process: signal transduction; defense response.